AUGGAAUCUUUGAUAGCAGGCUCAGAUACUAUCUCAAAUAUAGAUGCAUCGUCCCAAAUAAAUUAUCCACCCGAUGCCAACUAUAUGACGCAAGAUGAAAUAGAUACACACAUAUUCUUCAUGCGUGAAGCUCUUGCCAUGGCAAAUCUCGCUCUCAACACCAACGAGACACCUGUUGGUUGUGUACUCGUAGAUCCAGUCCUCAAGAAGGUCGUAGCUAGAGGAAUGAAUGCUACCAACAGGAGCUAUAAUGGGACAAGACAUGCAGAGUUUAUUGCCAUUGAUGAAUUGCUGUCUUCGAGCUCCAAGAUGGAUUGUGGCGGAGCGAAUGAAAAUAAACAUGGGAAAAGAAAGAGGGAGGGCGGUGAUAAUGAAGGUGACAACGAUAAGGGAGAUGCGAUUGGAAGUACGAGGUGUGAUUAUGGACCGGAAGAUUUGAAAAGUUUGGAUUUAUACGUGACGAUAGAACCAUGCAUAAUGUGUGCGUCAUUGCUGCAACAAUUUGGAAUACGAAAAGUUUGGUAUGGAGCAGUCAAUGACAAAUUUGGGGGAAACGGUGGAGUCUUGAAUAUUCAUAGGGGGAACGGAAUAUUCGAUAGCAAUGAUGCCGCCGAGGACGGAGAGGAAGACAACAAAAAGGAGAAAGGCGACGAGGAAUGGCCUGAAAAACAGGAGGGCGAUUACGAGGUUAGUGGCGGGUGGUUGCGGGAAGAAGCAAUUGUUAUCUUGAGGAGAUUCUAUGUGCAAGAGAAUGGUCGAGCCCCCGAGCCUAGAAACAAGAAAGAGAGGAUAUUGAAACUAGAUGUGGAACCAAUGAUAGAUCCGGGAGCAAAAGGUGAUGAGUCCGGUUGA
This is a messenger RNA of Sclerotinia borealis F-4128, 852 nucleotides long. Lineage: Eukaryota; Fungi; Ascomycota; Leotiomycetes; Helotiales; Sclerotiniaceae. The record is from the annotation of a GenBank genome assembly.